AUGACAAAUUCUUCUAAAAAAUGUGUUGCUAUUAUUGGUGCUGGUGUAUCAGGUCUUAUAUCAGCAGUAAAUAUGUAUAAAGUUGGUAUACAACCAAUUGUUUUUGAACAAGCAUCAAAUAUUGGUGGUAUAUGGAAUAUUGAUAUAAAACCAUGUUGGAAUUCAAUGACAACAAAUAUUUCAAAAUUUUCAACAACAUUAUCAGAUUUUUCUUGGUCAAAAAAUAUGUCAAUAUUUCCUAAUCAACGUGAUGUUUAUCAAUAUCUAUCUAAUUAUGUUCAACAAUCAUUACCAAAUAAUAUUUUUCGAUUUAAUACUCAAGUUUUAAAUAUUACUUAUUUUAAUCAUAAAUGGAUAGUUGAAUAUUCUACAAAAUUAAAUAAUAAAUUAUCUGAACAAUAUGAUUUUGUUAUUGUUGCAUCAGGCUUUUGUAAUUGUUCAUAUAUACCGAAAAAUAUUAUUGAUCAUUCAUCAUUUCAAGGUACAUUAAUACAUAGUUCUAAUUAUCAUUCACCAGAACAAGUAUAUAAUAAAAGAGUUAUAAUUGUUGGUGCAUCAAUGAGUGCAGUUCAAAUAGCUGCUGAUAUGGCAACAACUGCAAAACAUAUUAUUCAUAUUGUACCACAUAGUUUUUGGUCAUUACCUCGUUUUAUACCAUUAAUACCAAAUGAUCCAGUUUCACCUUUUCUUCCAAUUGAUUUUGUUUUAUUUCGACAAUCAAAAAGAAUAUCGAAAGAAGAAAUCUUAUUUCGAAAUAAAGAUGAUUAUAAAAAACUAAAUCAAUAUUAUCAAUUAAUAACUGGUAAUAAUCAAAAAUCAUUUUAUUUAAUUGAUAAUAAUGAUGAAAAACCACCAUAUAUGACUAUUUCUGAUAUGUAUGCUGAAUGGAAUCGUGCAGCGCCACUCAUCAACGAACGUCCUGAUUGGAUACUUUCAUUAAUAUUAAACAAUGGAACGACAAUUGAAACAAGUUCAAAUGAUAUUCUUAUAUUAUGUACUGGUUAUCAACCAUGUUUUGAUUUUUUCUCAAAAGAUAUUCUUGAACAAUUAUCUUAUAUACCCAAUGAUACAUUUUGUCCAAUAAUUCUUUAUCGUUGUACAUUUCAUCCAAGUUUACCUAAUCUAGCAUUUAUUGGUAUGCAACGAGGCCCACUUUGGCCAAUUAUUGAAUUACAAUCACGUUGGGUAGCUGGAAUAUUUUCUGGUCUUUUAUCAACUCCUUCAAUUAUUCAACAACAAAUAGGUCUUAAUAUGGAACGUCGUAUACGUGAUCAACAACCUCGUCCUCAAUAUCCACAUGGUGAUUUUGUUGGGAUUAUUAAUGAUUUAGCAAAAGAAAUACUUGUAACAACAUCAUCAGAUACAAAUGAUAUUGUUAUACCAACACAAUAUAGAAUUAAUGGACCUGAUCAAUCUGUUACUGAUGAAAUGAAUUCUAUAUGUGAAGAAGCAAAUAAUGGUCGAUUUAUUGCUGGUGCUGUUUUUCGUUCACUUCAUGAAAGUAAAUGGACAUUUGAACGAACAUUAAAAGGUAAACCUUCUGAUGGUAUUGUUCAUGGUCAAGCACAAUUUAAUUUUUCUCAACAAAAUGAACUUAUUUAUAAAGAACAAGGGAAAUUAAUUUUAUCAUCACAAGAAAUAUUAGAUAUUACACAAAAAUAUAUUUAUAUUUAUGAUGAAAAUAAAGAUCUUAUAACUGUUUAUUUUGUUGAUAAUAAUGAUAAACGUUCUUCAAUUUUUCAUACAAUUUCUUUUCAAUCAAAACAAUCAUCAAAUAUUGGAUGGAUUGCAUAUGGUGAACAUUUAUGUAAUCAAGAUCAUUAUUUUAUUUCUUAUUUAUUUAUAUUUAAUGGAAUAAAUUUAUCACAAUUUGAAAUAACAUAUACAGUUAAAGGUCCAGCAAAAGAUUAUAUUUCAAAAACAAUUUUUCAACCAAUAAAAAUCGAAUAA
Messenger RNA from Rotaria sordida, 1950 nucleotides. NCBI's taxonomy places the organism in Eukaryota, Metazoa, Rotifera, Eurotatoria, Philodinida, Philodinidae. The record is from the annotation of a GenBank genome assembly.